This is a messenger RNA of Carcharodon carcharias (great white shark), 648 nucleotides long. Its product is annotated as mannan-binding lectin serine protease 1-like. NCBI's taxonomy places the organism in Eukaryota, Metazoa, Chordata, Chondrichthyes, Lamniformes, Lamnidae. The record is from RefSeq and is a predicted model, not a curated record. The coding region runs from base 68 to 595 and encodes 175 amino acids. The transcript is spliced from 5 exons. Gene Ontology annotation, molecular function: serine-type endopeptidase activity; calcium ion binding.
UAUCCUGCAGCUACUCCAGUGGGUUUCACUCCUGCUUCCAGCAGCUUUUGGCUUUCAGUUGAGUGACAUGUUUGGGGAAAUUCAAUCCCCUGCUUUUCCAACUGCAUAUGGAGACAAUAUCUACCAAACCUGGAACAUCUCUGUUCCUAGUGGAUUUGUGAUAAAACUGUAUUUCUCACAUUUCAGCCUCGAACCUUCUUACCGCUGCGACUAUGACCACGUUAAGAUCCUGAUGGAGAGGAAACAGCUGGCCAAGCUCUGUGGUGAGACCAGCACAGAUACAGAAGAGGCUCCGCGUGACAAACAAUUCUAUUCCACAGGGAACAACAUGACAGUGAUAUUUAGAACUGAUUACUCAAAUGAGAAGAGCUACAUUGGAUUUGCUGCACAUUAUGCAGCUGUAGAUAUUGAUGAAUGCGAUCAGAAAAUUUUUGAAGAGCCAUUCUGCGACCAUUAUUGUCACAACUACCUGGGAGGCUACUACUGCUCCUGUAAGCUGGGGUACUUUCUAGAUUCAGAUAAUAAAAUCUGCAGAGUCCGCAAGGUGUCCUCAAUCCAAAAGUCAGCCUUCAUACGUAAGGAAAUGGGAAUGUAAUGAUAUGCCAGUGUUAAUGCAGUACUGCUGUGUGUGAAUAAAACUAACUGAAC